AUGGGCGGGCUAGCAGGGUGCAACGACUCGGUCAGGUCAAUAAGAGACUAUACCAAGAAAGCCGAAAUGAAAAAAUCUUGGCCAUUAAAGAUCGGUUCCGAAAAUACAUCGAUAGCCUUCAACGACAGCGAUCUGGAGGGUUUAGAUCUCCCACAUAGCGACCCCCUGGUCGUCGAACUUCUUAUCGGUGAAAGCGAAGUUACGAGAAUCCUGAUCAACACCGGGAGUUCGGUCAACGAGAUCUUCAGGAACGUCGUGGCACAAAUGGAGAUCGGCGAAGGUGAUAUCAAGCCCGAAUGCCACUCCUUAACCGGUUUCGAUGGAGAUCAUAUCAUGUCUAUCGGCACCAUCGACCUGCCAAUCUUCAUCGGGGUCAUGGCGAGGUAUUCCCGAUUCGUCGUCAUCGACAAGCCAACUAUUUAUAAUGUCAUCCUCGGAACCCCUUGGCUUCACAAGAUGAGGCCAGUCCCGUCGACAUACCAUCAGUGCGUCAAAUUUCUAACCUCGAAGGGUGUAUACACGUUGCGCGGCAACCAAUAG
This is a messenger RNA of Camelina sativa (false flax), 540 nucleotides long. RefSeq lists its product as uncharacterized. NCBI's taxonomy places the organism in Eukaryota, Viridiplantae, Streptophyta, Magnoliopsida, Brassicales, Brassicaceae. The record is from RefSeq and is a predicted model, not a curated record.